AUGGCAUACGACAAUGCCAUAUCGACCUCUGAAUCAGGGGAUCUAAAGAUUAGUGGCUCGAUCGAUGGUGAAAAUGAGCGCCCACCGACGCCAAAUCAAGUCAACGCUUGGGUGGAGGAUCCAAAUCAUCCUCGUAAGUGGCCAACAUGGAAAAAGAAUGAGCAGAUUCUAAUGGUGGCGUUUCACUGCAUGGGAGCCACCUUUAUGACUGCGGGCAUUAUACCUGCCUAUGACGUUAUGUCGGAGGAAUAUGAAGUCCCAGUUGAAUCGGCCACCUAUCUUACAGCAACUCAGGAAUUACUCCCGUCUUCUGGAAACACAUUACCGCGAUUUAUGGCCGUUACCAUGUCUUCCUUUUCGCUGUGUUCGGCUGCAUGCUCUGUAACAUUGGCGGAGCCUUCUGCACUUCCUACGGAACCCAAAUGGCCACCCGAGUGAUUGCGGCUAUCUGUGUCAGCCCUCCCCUUGGUAUAGGCAGUGGUGUGAUUACAGACCUAUGUGAGCCACAUGAACGUGCGCAGAAAAUUGGCUGGUGGGUUUUACUGCUCACACUAGGCACUCCGGCUGGUCCGCUUAUUAUGGGAUUCGUGAGUGGACAUCUCGGCUGGCACUGGGUGUUUUGGAUUCUAGCCAUCAUAAAUUUCGUACAGUUCAUGCUGUACGUGCUGCUCGGCGACGAAACGAUAUAUCCUGAGGAAGGUGUCCCUCAGACGAGGCCUGGGUCGCCGGGUUCCUUCUUCAACAAAUUCAUUCCUCGUCGGCUUGAUCCACGACCUUUGACAGCCUACCACUUUAUUGAACCCCUGCUUGCCUCGAGACAUCCUCGGGUUAUAAUUCCUAUAAUUGCUCAAACAAUCGUCUUCUGCUAUGGGAAUAUUGCGCUUAUCGUUGAGAUGCCAAUCGCCUUUGGGGAUAAAUUCCAGUUGGAUGAACAGCAAGUUGGGCUGCAAUUUAUCGGUAUCAUUAUCGGGUGUCUCAUGGGCGAGCAGUUGGCUGGACCCACAUUAGACUGGUUUCUCAGAGUUAUUGACAGAAAAAAGGGCUCGCAUCGUCCGGCAGAUCGCCUCUGGUUGUCUUAUAUCGGCUUUAGUACCGUCAUCUGCGGAUUGCUGGUGUGGGGAUUUCAACUUGACAAUGCAUCCUCCACGUGGCAUGUCACACCUCUAGUUGGCGCUGCUAUUGCCAGCUUUGGAAACCAGACGAUUGCGACGAUCCUAAUGACAUUUUCUGUCGAUAGCCACAGGGAGCUUGCCACGGAUAUUGGCGUGUGUCUGAGUGUUUACCGCCAACUUCAUGGAUUUGUGGGUCCCUUCUAUUUUCCGGCCAGGUUUGAUACCCUGGAAUUUGCUGGUGCAGCUGGCGUUAUGUGCGCUAUCAUUUUUGCUGUUGCUGUGGUCCCUACAAUUGCGAUCCAGUUUAUGUCGAGUCGCUGAGAUGUCGUCGGUCUCUGAUCCGGGUCUGGGCUUAAUAGGAAUCGGGUUUUGUUGAUAAGGAGAGUGUUAGCUAGUGGCUGACUGAGGUUGUAUAUCCGAGCGCUCUCGUCUCCAGGGAUAAGUCGGGGAAAUUAAAUAACAGGCCAGUUUAUGCUUCACUGCUAGUGCAAGAACCGUGCAGUUUGGCAUCUAUAACAUAUAAUUUGGGAUUCCUUAUGAUCCAUUAUGCAGAUCUAUA
Molecule: messenger RNA, 1671 nt
Organism: Aspergillus alliaceus
Lineage: Eukaryota; Fungi; Ascomycota; Eurotiomycetes; Eurotiales; Aspergillaceae
Product: major facilitator superfamily domain-containing protein
Exons: 3
Coding region: 375-1433 (352 amino acids)
Biological process (GO): transmembrane transport
Molecular function (GO): transmembrane transporter activity
Source: RefSeq, a predicted model, not a curated record